AUGCCUCCUCGUCCCCGUCCAUCCUGUGUCUGCGUCUUCAUCGUCCUCUACUUCUUCUUCCUCGUCAACGCCGGCGGCACCUACGACCCGCCCGUUUUGGCCUGGUUUACCUCCCGCUGGCUCACCGCCGUCUUCCUCCAACAACGACCAGUCCGUGCCUGCUGCUUAUGCCUCUACCUCGCCGCCGGACCCGUCUUCUACCCCUACGGCAUCUUCGACUUCGCCACCUACAGCAUCUUCGACUUCACCAACCAGCUUGAUGCCUACCUGCAAUCCGAUUACUCUACCCGACUGGGCUCCCUCAAGGCGGUACACUGGGAGUUGCUCUUGGAGGGACGCAAAUUUGACGUGCCUUUUACUUUAGCCGAUCCGAUUCUUACAGUGAUGCAUCUGCUGGUACAUGCGGGAUACCAUCCUCACAGUGUUCAGUUCAAGUUCACACAUGUCGAGGCUCCCCAACAUCAACCAGACAAAGCUGGCCGACCCAUGCUCAUGGUGUCGCUCCCCUUCCCCGCAGCAGCUGUACGGGUUAGCGGGGCACCUGCAGUCGCCUAUUUUGGCCAUAACACGGACCUUCAGGCCGCCUUUGGCAUCCUGAAAGAAGGAUGCAUUCGCCCCAGCAACUAUGACCCCGUUGACACUUCUUGGCUGCCGAGUCCUGCUUUUUACUUUCGCGCUUCCGUCCACAGUCUCAGCGGAGCCUUACGGGCUGCAGCCAAGUUUGGGGGAUGGGGUUCUCCCCGUCCGAUUUGUGUAUAUGGCCGAAUCCCUAUUUGCUAUCUCGACAUAGCCAAUGCCGCGCCUACCGACACACCGUCUUCAGUGCUUCCCAACACUCCCGCGGCCUAUCACCUGAAGAGCGACAGCGGAGGCACCGUCCCCGAAAACGCGGCGAACUACUUCGUCUCCAUCCUGCACGGCAACGACAACCGACCCACAAAAGGUGUGCGUGAUUUGCGUUAUGGCAUGGCCCUUAUUCCUCUUCUGGACCUCCAGUACUUCCAGACAGCAGUGGUAGAGCAGCUGUGGUGCCUGCGACCCCCAUGGGACCACCACCGAUUCCUUCUCAUUUGGAUCCUUCUCAUUUGGAUCCCUCCCAGCGCCAGACCCUACCACGACUUCGCAGACGGGACCGCGACUAUCCCCGAGAUGAAGACCGUUCUCGCCCUGCAGACCGCGAUCGGGAUCGUCAUCGCCGGCGACGUCGCUCAGUAUCGUCACCUCCUGCUGACCCACUACCUGCCGGCCCUUCUUCUCCUCCGAUGCCAUCUACCUCGGGAUAUUCUGAUGCCAACCCGAUCGGCCACACAGCUCCACCCCCCGCCGUCUCCAAGCACUCUGGACGCCCUCUUGCACCUAAGGUCGAUGCUGACGGUACUGUCAUUUACGUGCCUGUCAAAGCCCGACCACAAGUUCCACCUCCGCGGACCACAACGGCGACAACUGGCCGAUCCCGCAGUCGGCGUCGUCGCCGCGAUCGUGCUGACCGAGACCGUGACGAUCGUGAGGAUCCUGACCGCUCUCGAGGUGCGCGUGAUGUUCCCCAUCGCGAUCGAGACCGCGAUCGACACCGACGGGAUGUGA
Messenger RNA from Symbiodinium sp. CCMP2592, 1584 nucleotides. The record is from the annotation of a GenBank genome assembly. Lineage: Eukaryota; Dinophyceae; Suessiales; Symbiodiniaceae.